Messenger RNA from Rattus norvegicus (Norway rat), 664 nucleotides. RefSeq names its product ubiquitously-expressed, prefoldin-like chaperone (gene Uxt). Lineage: Eukaryota; Metazoa; Chordata; Mammalia; Rodentia; Muridae. Gene Ontology annotation, cellular component: cytoplasm; nucleus; RPAP3/R2TP/prefoldin-like complex. Gene Ontology annotation, molecular function: chromatin binding; transcription corepressor activity; beta-tubulin binding. Gene Ontology annotation, biological process: microtubule cytoskeleton organization; centrosome cycle; negative regulation of transcription by RNA polymerase II. The record is from RefSeq and is a predicted model, not a curated record.
GGCAGCCCCGCCCCAUCGAUUAUGGUUGGCUCUGGUGCUGGAAAUGCGUCAUCCAUCCGCGCCAGCCGGAAGCCGCGGUUCGUUAUAACAGUUAUUGCUGGUGGCCCCUAGGUGAACGUCGCGGUUGCGUAUCGGAGCACAUAAUGGCGACGCCCCCGAAACGGCGGGCCUUGGAUACGGUGGGGGAGAAAGUGCUGCGGUAUGAGGCCUUUAUCAGUGACGUACUGCAGCGAGACUUGCAAAAGGUACUGGACCAUCGAGACAAGGUAUAUGAGCAGCUGUCUGUAUACCUUCAACUAAGAAAUGUCAUUGAGCGACUCCAGGAAACUAAUCACUCGGAGUUAUAUAUGCAGGUGGAUUUGGGCUGUAACUUCUUCGUUGACACAAUGGUCCCAGAUACUUCACGCAUCUAUGUGGCCCUGGGAUACGGUUUUUUCCUGGAACUGACACUGGCCGAAGCUCUCAAGUUCAUUGACCGAAAGAGUUCCCUCCUCACAGAGCUCAGCGACAGCCUCACCAAGGACUCCAUGAAUAUCAAGGCCAAUAUCCACAUGAUGCUAGAGGGACUUAGAGAACUACAAGGCCUGCAGAAUUUCCCAGAGCCAUCUCCCCAUUGACUGCAUCUUCCCAGCCUCCAAUAUUAAACAGCCUGAAUGCCUUGGAA